Mercurialis annua (annual mercury) is the source of this 1713-nucleotide messenger RNA. RefSeq lists its product as uncharacterized. Bases 1113 to 1643 code for a protein of 176 amino acids. The transcript has 4 exons. The record is from RefSeq and is a predicted model, not a curated record. Lineage: Eukaryota; Viridiplantae; Streptophyta; Magnoliopsida; Malpighiales; Euphorbiaceae.
UUUUUUAACCAAAACAAAAUUAGGCACGUUUCUAUCUUCUCCUCUCACCAUUUUCUCUAUUUUUAUUUUACUGAAGUUGUGAAAUUAGGGUUUUCACGAGACAUUCUUCUUCUUUUUCUAUUAACCUACAGGAUCAAAUUAGCUUCAAUUAAAAGAAACAUGAGAUAAAAUUAAGAAUACAAGGCAACAUCAACAAAUUUAGCUUCAAAUUCGGAACUGUCAAAAAAAUUACAGAAACAAUCAUGGCAACUUCUGGUUCCUCCAAAGCUACAAAUAAAAGAAAAAAUACAUCAGGAAAUAGAACUGAUGUGGGUUGGCAGUAUGGAGUUGAUGUGGAUAAGAACCCAAAAAGGGUGCAAUGCAAAUUUUACGAAAAAAUCUUUACCAGAGCAAUUUUUUGCUUUAAGCACCAUUUGAGUUGUACACAGAAAGAUGUGGAGCCAUGUAUUAGUGUACAUGAAAUCCUAACUAUUUUAGUCAAGAAUGCAGAAUUAGCUGGAAAAAAAAAAAGUAUAUCCAUGAUAUUGGUGAAUUUGAAGAUAAUGAGAAUAAGACACAACAGUUUUUGAUGAAGCAAAAAGGGAAGGGUCUGAUGGAUACUUUUGUGAAGAAAGGACAAAGCAUGACAGGAAGCACUCAAACCAAAAUCAAUCAAUUGCUGAAAAAGGAGCAAAGGGAAGAGGUAGACAGAGUCGGAUCAGACAAACCAUCUCCACUGUGCCAGAAGUCAUUGGACAUGCAUAAGUAUGAGUUCUUAGAGCUGCAGUAGUCAGUAGUUGUCAGUGUUAGAUAGACGCUUUAACUUUAAAUGAUAUUUUAUAUUGUCAACUCUGAUAUGAUACUUUAAUAUCUAUAAGUAUAUUAUUUAUUUUCUUCCGAAAAUAUUUUAAUAUAUAUCAUAUAUUAUACUUUUAUUUGCGAAAAAUUAUUAGUGGUUUUAGGCUUGCUACGGGUUUCGGAGCUACCACUCCCAUUCCCUAGCGCCGGUCUCGGCUCAAUAAUGGUGGGAUUCUUAUGGAGACGACUGUCCUGAAUUAUAAAAGUUUGUCAUUCGCGUUCUAAGCUUGACUUGUAGCUCCUCUGGAUGUGAAAGAAAUUGGAGCAACUUUGAGAUGGUUCACACAAAGAAAAGAAAGCGAUUACAUCCACAGAAAAUGAAUGACUUAGUUUUUGUGAUGUAUAAUCUAAAGCUGAAAGAAAGACUGUCUAAGAAGGAUGACAUUACAUGUACCAUUGAAGACGUAUCUUCGGAUGAUGAGUGGAUUACGGAGAUAUCAAAUGUUAAUGAUCCUUUAAAUGAAGCCUGGCAUGGCGCACUACGUGGUGGAAGUGCAAAUAGAUGUCAUAUAAAUGAGUCGAAUGAAGUAGCUAUUGAAGAUGAGGAUUUGGAGAUCCAAGAACAUGGAGAUGAUAUAAUGCUACAUGAAGAUUCUGGUGAUGAAGUUGAUAAGCCAUUUGAAGAAUCAAAUGGUAUUGAAGUAAGUAGUCCAGAUCUUAAUGCUUGCGGAAGUACAAAUGUUGAUGUUUAUGCACAUGAGCUUGAAAAUGAUGCUGAAAAUAUUGUUGAAGGAGAACAUGGUGCUAAUGAUGAUGAUGAAGAUGAGAGUUAUUUGAAUGAUAAAACUGUUGAUGACCUUUUCUAAGUUUUAAUAAUGUGCUGUUAAUAUUUUUUUCCUUAUUUUGUAUGUUACUAUGAUUUUAUGGACAUUUGAG